Messenger RNA from Cylicostephanus goldi, 707 nucleotides. NCBI's taxonomy places the organism in Eukaryota, Metazoa, Nematoda, Chromadorea, Rhabditida, Strongylidae. The record is from the annotation of a GenBank genome assembly.
UCGCAAAGUUUUGUGGUAUCUGUGCAGCCAGAGCCCGUACUAAAAACGCAACACAAGUUUGUAACUGAGCAAGCUUUGUUCUGUUUCGCUAUCAUGUAUUUUGUUUUCAUUUUUAAGGCUGUCGUUCUUGUCAGAAGCAUAAAUUUUGUGACAUUUCAGGUGCGAUUGCUGAUUGGGGACAAACUAGGCAUUCGACAACACCUGGUCAACACAAAUGUGACGGUGAAGAUCAUCGCUGAAGAAGAAGCGAAGCUGCUCAGCUCUACGCAGAUGAAUCACAAAGAAAUCAAAACAGUAGGCAACAUUAGCAACGACUAUGAAAAAAUGACGAUGGACGAAAAAGGACAUAUGGCAGCGAAAUUCAAUAACUCGAAACUGACUCGAAUUGCUCAUCGCAAACCACCGCCAAAAGGAGCAGGAGGAGAUAUGAAAUGCUCAUUGAGUGCACAAGCGGCCACAGACCAGAAAUAUGCGUUGUUGUUUCAUAUCAGCCCAUUCCAAUUAGGGAAUCUCGGGAAGUUCGAUGUUUGGACCCUUUCACUUCCUUUGAUGGUGACUGUUCAUGGUUCACAGGACUGCGACGCACAAGGCGCUAUAGUUUGGCACCGAGCGUUUGCCUCAGUGUCACGCUCCCCAGGAGCUACUGACAUAGCGGCAGUAGCUUGGAAGGAUUUAGCACAUGUUCUGAGACACAAGUUUACGUAAGU